This is a messenger RNA of Aspergillus candidus, 2787 nucleotides long. RefSeq names its product putative transmembrane glycoprotein. Gene Ontology annotation, cellular component: membrane. The transcript has a single exon. Gene Ontology annotation, molecular function: calcium ion binding. The record is from RefSeq and is a predicted model, not a curated record. Lineage: Eukaryota; Fungi; Ascomycota; Eurotiomycetes; Eurotiales; Aspergillaceae. Bases 1 to 2787 code for a protein of 928 amino acids.
AUGGCACGCAUCGCGCUGGUAAUCCUCGGUCUUCUUUUCUUGGGUGUCAACGCGAGGUUGGACCUAAGUUAUCCGGUAAAUGCACAACUACCUCCGGUGGCACGAGUAUCGAAACCAUUCCAGUUCGUCUUCUCCCAAGGCACCUUUGGUGGAAGCGACUCGGAGACUACAUACGCCCUCUCCAAGGCCCCAUCAUGGCUUCAUGUGAACAGCAAAAGCCGGACUUUAUUCGGAACGCCGAACAAAGACGAUACUGGGACCGUGAAAUUCGGCCUGACGGCUUCAAAUGGACCGGUGCCCUCCGACGUCAUGGAGGUCACUCUCAUUGUAACGGCGGACGAUGGGCCACAACCUGGGAAGCCUCUGCUUCCACAGCUUGAAAAGCUCGGCCCUACCUCUGCGCCCUCCCGGUUCCUUCUACACUCAGGCGAUUCCUUUUCGAUCUCGUUUGACUCCGAUACAUUCUCCAACACACGCUCUUCAACUGUAUACUACGGAACGUCGCCAGAGAAUGCACCCUUGCCAUCCUGGGUCGUGUUUGAUGAGGCGGCGCUUAAGUUCACAGGGACUACCCCUAACGUUGGGCCCCAGACGUUCACGUUCAACCUGGUCGCCUCGGAUGUGGCUGGAUUCAGCGCCGCAACUAUGACUUUCGAGAUGACCGCCAGCCCACAUGUUCUCGCAUUCAAUCACAGUGCGCAGACUUUCUUUGUCACCAGGGGUAAGGAAUUUACGAGUCCGGAGUUCAUCGAAACCUUGGAGCUGGACGGCCAUGCGCUAGCUCCCGCCGAUCUAUCCAAGCUCGAUGUGGAUUUACCAGAUUGGCUCUCGUUGAACAAGAAAACCUUGUCUUUCCACGGAACCCCUCCCGCAGAUUCUACCGACCAGAAUGUGACGAUCACUGUCACAGACACCUAUCAGAAUAUGGCCACCAUGAUUGUUAGCCUGCAGCACUCCCAGUUCUUCCACAGCGAUUUGAAAGACUGUGACGCCGUUAUCGGAGAAUUUUUUGAAUUCACUUUCGAUCAAUCUGUGCUCACCAAUGACUCCGUUCAUGUCGACGUUGAGAUGGACCACCAAAAGCUCCCAUGGCUACAGUAUAACUCUGCCAACAAGACUCUGUAUGGCCAGGCCCCAUCCGACCUUAGCCCGAGCAAGGAUGCCAUUCGAGUGAUUGCUCGUGAAGGGACUGCCGAGGAUAGCCGGGAGCUCGCUAUCAAUACUGUCGUGGAAAAAACUUCGCGUGACGAAGACAGCGGCAGCGGUAUCCGCGGGAAAAAGGCUGGCAUAAUUGCUAUAUCGGUCGUGAUUCCCGUGGCGUUUGUGAUCAGCGUGGUGCUUCUCUUAUGCUGCUGGCGUCGCAGACGGACCGCAACGACCCCUGAGGAAGGACAUUUACCAGACGAGAAGGGCGGGCCAUUGUGUGAUCCGGACCUACCGCACUCCCAGCCUUUCGAAGGGACCGCCCAAGGCCAGCCUCCCGUAGUAGGAAGAGACUCACCGUCCUCGAAACCGCCGAAGUUGGAACUGGGGCCGCUGUGGAAUUCGGACUCUUUUGAUGACACUGCGCCGCUGCGAUACCGACCGGGCAAAGAAACCACACUUUCCGGCCCCACUAUCGAGUGGGAUUUCGCCCCUCUGAGGGAUCCAGAGCCAGAAGAUGGGAAACAGGCAGACGGCACCCACACCCAACCGAAACGCUUAUCCUUCCAAGGCAGCCCACCUAUGCGCGGGCGAACCAACACGAGUACCAGACGACGGGAACCGUUGAAGUCGAUUCAACCUCGGAGGUCGUUGAAGCGAAAUUCCGUCACGUCGUCCAAAUCGAAGAGACACUCUAGACGCUCUAGCGGAUUGUCCUCGGUCGCUUCGGGGCUACCCGUGAGGCUCAGCGGUGCAGGACAUGGUGCCGGUGGAUUCGGCCCACCCGGCCACGGGGUAGUCCGAAAAUCGUGGCAGAAUACGCACGAUUCGUUACAGAGUGACGAAAACGGCGUCGGGAACCUGGCCCCGUUGUUUCCACGACCGCCCCCUCGGGCGUGGGGUAACCUCGACUACCCAGCGCGCAUGAGCCUACGAACCGUGGAGCCGGAUAAUAUGACGAUCUCCGAGUCCGACUCGCUGGAGGCAUUCGUGCACGGCCGAGCCAAAAGCCGAAACGCCUCGAAUCCCAUGUUUUCCGGCCAGGUCAGCCGUACAAACUCGUCAGGUAUCCGCGCCCUAGAGAGAGCUCGCAGCAACGCCAGCCACACAGAUACCCUUGCCAGCUCCAUCUACACCGACGACCAUCGACGAUCCGUCCACGACCGGCCAUGGUCCACCGCAAUGUCGGCAUCCAUCUACACCGACGACCACCGGCAGUCGACCUACCUACAGGCCCUAUCGGAGGAGUCGCCCGUCAUCCGACCUUUAGGCCCAGUCCCGACAGAGCAGAGCCAGUCGAGUCUCGCCCAGAACUACUCCAAAAUGAUCGCGCCGCUUCCGCGGUUCCUAAGCCAGUUGAGUCUAGGCAGUGCCCGGCCUAGAGACACCCUCCGCGGGACCGACGACCCCAUGAACCCGUUCUCUCGCGACAGCUGGUAUUGGGAUAGUUCUCAUGUGCAGAGAUCUACGGGUGAGAUGGGGUCGCAGCGGAUGCGAAAGAGCCCCUCGGACUCGUCGAUCCCGUUUGAUAGACGGCUGUCUCGGGCGAGUAUGAUGCAGUUGGCGGGGAGGGAUCUGAGCGAGCGGCGCGGGAUGCAGCGCGACUUGACGGGGGGGAGUCGGGGUGAUAUCGCGUUUGUCUGA